Molecule: messenger RNA, 1132 nt
Organism: Sabethes cyaneus
Lineage: Eukaryota; Metazoa; Arthropoda; Insecta; Diptera; Culicidae
Product: coiled-coil domain-containing protein 130 homolog
Exons: 4
Coding region: 106-1074 (322 amino acids)
Biological process (GO): mRNA splicing, via spliceosome
Cellular component (GO): post-mRNA release spliceosomal complex; U2-type spliceosomal complex
Source: RefSeq, a predicted model, not a curated record
UAAACAGUGCAUCGCAGAAUACUUAAAUUGCCAUAAUCUUUUUGGAAUCGUCGAAAUUUGGACGUAAUUAAGCAGGAACCGGGGCCUUAGACAAACUGAUCCACAAUGGGAGAACGAAAGGGACAAAACCACUACUAUCCGCCGGAUUACGACCCGAAGGUGGGAAGUUUGAACAAAUGGCACGGAACGCACGCCCUGCGGGAGCGUGCCCGCAAGAUUCACCUGGGUAUCAUCAUCAUCCGCUUUGAAAUGCCCUACAACAUUUGGUGCGACGGCUGCAAGAAUCACAUCGGAAUGGGCGUUCGAUACAAUGCGGAGAAAACGAAAGUUGGCAUGUACUAUUCGACGCCAGUUUUCCAAUUCCGAAUGAAAUGCCACCUCUGUGAUAAUCACUUUGAGAUCAAAACGGACCCGGCCAACCUGGACUAUGUGAUAGUGUCCGGUGCGAGGCGGCAGGAAAACCGCUGGGAUCCAACGCAAAACGAGCAGAUUGUACCGGAAACGAAGGAGGCUCAGAAGAAACUUUUCGACGAUGCAAUGUACAAGCUGGAACACGGGGCAAAGGACACGAAGGUGGCCGAAGAUGCGAAGCCCGUACUGGGUGCACUGUAUCAGCGAAACACCAGCAUCUGGAAGGAUGAUUUCGAGGCAAACAGCCGACUUCGGGCGGAAUUUAGGGCCAGCAAAAAGCAGAUUAAACAGCAAGAUGAUAAGGACAAAGCAUUGCUGGCGAAAUCCAGUUUGGAUAUUUCACUUCUUCCGGAGAGCGAUUCCGAUCGAAAGAUGGCCGCUCUGAUGCGUCUUCACUCCGCUAAAUCCAUUGCGGAGAAAGAUCGCGAACGACGGUAUGCCAUCCUAACUAGACCGGCUCUGCCUUCGUCAUCAAGUGAGUCGUUGAAAAAGCUUAAAGUUAGCAGCGCCAAACUACAACCGACUAGCCUGGGAAUAGUUAAACGGCCAGCAACCGCGGCAGCAAAGUCUACCAUUACGGCGUCCGGUCAGGAAUAUGCGGCUGGGAAAAAACCAAAGCUUUUGCUUUGUAAUUAUAGUUCGGGAUCUAGUGAGAGUGAUUGAGAACCAACCAACAUAAAACGUGCCUUCCAAGUAGGACGAGCGUCUAAGUAACUGUAUG